Messenger RNA from Hydra vulgaris (swiftwater hydra), 920 nucleotides. RefSeq names its product glucose-induced degradation protein 8 homolog. Gene Ontology annotation, molecular function: protein binding. Gene Ontology annotation, cellular component: cytoplasm; nucleus. Lineage: Eukaryota; Metazoa; Cnidaria; Hydrozoa; Anthoathecata; Hydridae. The record is from RefSeq and is a predicted model, not a curated record. Gene Ontology annotation, biological process: proteasome-mediated ubiquitin-dependent protein catabolic process.
UAAUCAAAAGAUUUUGCAAAAUUAAAUUUUGUAUUGAAAUUCAAUUGUUAUGUAUUCUUUCCUUCAUCGCAUUAACGCAGCAAUGGCAAAUAAUGAAGCAGAUAAAACCAACAGCUUAAAAUCAAACCAAAAGAACCCAGUUUUUGAUACGCUUGAUCGGGUACAAAUUAAUCGUAUAAUUAUGAACUAUUUAACCAUGGAAGGUUUUAAGGAAGCAGCAGAAAAAUUUCGUAUUGAAUCUGGAGUUGAGCCUGAUCAUUCAUUAGAACAACUAGAUUAUCGCAUUUACAUUCGUGAUGCAGUUCAAAAUGGAAAAAUAGAUGAAGCAAUUGAUCUUACUAAUGCUUUAAACCCAGAGAUUCUUGACAAUCAACCAUCUCUUUAUUUUCAUUUACAACAGCAAAAGUUAAUUGAGUUGAUUAGAGAAAAAAAUUUAGAAGGAGCUCUAAUUUUUUCUCAAAAUGUUCUUGCUGAACUUUGUAUGGAAAAAGAAGAAUUUUUAGAUGAUUUAGAAAAAACCAUGACACUUCUUGCAUAUGAGGACACAGGUAAAUGCCCAUAUGGAGAGCUUUUAAGUUUUUCUCAGCGUCAAAAAGUAGCAAGUGAGUUGAAUGCUGUCAUUCUUGAUACCAAUCAUCAAGAAACGCUUCCAAAAAUUGCUGGCAUUCUUAAAUUAUUGCUAUGGAGUCAAAAUGAACUGGAUAAAAAAAAAGUUAAGUACCCACAAAUGACAGAUAUUGUUAACUGUACUUUAAAAAAUAUAGAUGAUGAGAAAAAUCCUGCAACUACACUUGCAUUAUGAGUUUGAUAGAUUUAUGAUUUGAAAUUUUUUAUGUUUUGCUUAUGUAAUUUUUAAUAAAAAUUGUCAUUUGUAUUCUAAUUACUUAAGUUAUGAAUUUUGAAAAAAAUUUCAUGUUUUA